Molecule: messenger RNA, 1338 nt
Organism: Exaiptasia diaphana
Lineage: Eukaryota; Metazoa; Cnidaria; Anthozoa; Actiniaria; Aiptasiidae
Product: fructose-bisphosphate aldolase C
Exons: 3
Coding region: 73-1155 (360 amino acids)
Biological process (GO): fructose 1,6-bisphosphate metabolic process; glycolytic process
Cellular component (GO): cytosol
Molecular function (GO): fructose-bisphosphate aldolase activity
Source: RefSeq, a predicted model, not a curated record
UUCUUUCUCUCCAGGAGUUCGUUUGAAGGUUUUAGUGUGUGAAGGACGAAGUUUGAUACGUAUCUGUGCAAUAUGGAUGCCCCUUUGACUCCUGAGCUCAAGGCAGAGCUGAAAAGAAUUGCCGAAGCUAUUGUGGCUCCUGGUAAAGGGAUUCUUGCAGCAGAUGAAAGCACAGGUACAAUGGGAAAACGUCUAAGUGGAAUCGGCGUUGAGAACACCGAAGAAAAUCGUCGUCAGUACCGUCAACUUUUGUUCACKAGCGGAGGAAACAUGAAAGAUGCCAUUAGCGGUGUAAUUCUCUUCGAAGAAACCUUGUACCAGAAAGCAGACGAUGGGACUCCAUUUGUGAAAAUCCUUCGCGAUAAUGGCAUCAUUCCGGGAAUCAAGGUUGACAAAGGAGUUGUUCCACUAGCAGGAACAUUGGAAGAAGGCACCACUCAAGGCCUGGAUGGUCUCGCUGGACGUUGUGCGCAGUACAAGAAAGAUGGCUGUGACUUUGCUAAAUGGCGUUGUGUCCUUAGAAUAAGUGACAAGACACCAUCAGAAUUAGCCAUGAAGGAAAAUGCUAAUGUCCUUGCACGAUAUGCUACUAUCUGCCAACAAAAUGGUCUUGUUCCUAUCGUAGAACCCGAAGUGCUCUGUGACGGUGAGCAUACUUUGGAAAGAGCUCAAACCGUCACCGAAGCCGUUCUUUCUCACCAGUACAAGGCAYUGAUUGAUCAUCACGUGUAUUUAGAGGGAACGCUUUUGAAACCAAACAUGGUUACUGCAGGACAAAGUUGYCCAACCAAGUACWCCCCUGAACAAUGUGCUCAAGCAACAGUUCAAACACUGCAGAGGACUGUUCCUGUUUCKGUACCUGGCAUAGUGUUCCUGUCAGGUGGACAAUCUGAGGAGCAAGCAUCAGUUCACCUUAAUGCAAUCAAUCAGUAUGCUGGUAAAAAACCAUGGGCACUAACAUUCUCAUUUGGUCGAGCUUUGCAAGCAAGUGCAUUGAAAGCAUGGAGUGGUAAAGCUGGAAACAUCAAAGCAGGUCAGGAAGAGUUCCUCAAGCGUGCAGUUGCAAACGGGUUGGCAGCACAAGGACAGUACAAGGGUUGCGGAGAAAGUGCUGCUGGGCAGCAAAGUUUAUUUGUUGCUAAACAUCAAUACUAAAGACUCAUUGUUGUACUAAUAAUACUAAAAACCAACGUAGUUUUGUUAUAAAAUCAUAUUUAUAUUUAGUGGUAUCUGUCACUGAAGUCCUGGAUAAUUGUGUUUCUACAAGUAGCAGCCAAAUAUAAUGAAGAUGUUAAGGAGUAUUGAAUAAAAUCUGCUAAAAGGGUAAAUUUGAAAGUA